Schistosoma haematobium is the source of this 19445-nucleotide messenger RNA. RefSeq lists its product as uncharacterized. The record is from RefSeq and is a predicted model, not a curated record. Bases 2739 to 18461 code for a protein of 5240 amino acids. The transcript has 72 exons. NCBI's taxonomy places the organism in Eukaryota, Metazoa, Platyhelminthes, Trematoda, Strigeidida, Schistosomatidae. Gene Ontology annotation, biological process: synaptic vesicle endocytosis.
CGGGUUUUCGACCUUCAAGGUUACUGGUGAUGUCAAACAUCUUCGAAAGGGACUUUAUUUUUAAGUCCAACCACUCUCUGGAUACUCAAAUAACAGCCUCAAUCGAUCGAGGAGAUUUUCAUCUAUCUUUGCUGUCUCUGAUUUCCUUCAUUUCUUGGACAAUAUAUGCUCUAUUUUAUAAUUCUAGAGUUGUUGGGUUGAUUGUAUCCACUAUAGUCAGGAGAUUCAUCAAGGAUUGUUACAUCAAUGUUGGCUCAAUAUCUUUUGCAGCUCUCGGUGGGAAGUUGAUGUUAAGAGACUUUGUUUACGUGAAUGAUGAUUAUUCUGUGAGAAUUUGUUAUGUCAUUGUUGUGUUUAAUUAUUGGACGAGAUAUUAUCCAGGAAGAAAGGAUACUUUCCAGAAGAGAUGUCUUCACAUUUAUCUUUAUGGAGUUAAUAUCCACGUGUUUAAUCGCACCGCUGUCUACAAAAUGUUGCAAGCCGUUUUUAGGCAGAACCAGGAUGAAUCAUCAGAAUUGUUGAAUCGCUCAGCAGGUGCAUUGGGGAUCACUAAAGAAACUUCUAAACUGAUUGCUUCAAAAAAGUAUAGUUGUCAUCAGGCAGAUAUUCCUAACGAACGAGAACCAUGCGAUUCUACUUCGAAUUCAGGAGUUUUAGAUAUGUUCUGGAAGCAUGCUCAUAAAUUAUUACCUGCCGUUAAAUUUAACUUUGAGUUGGCUAACAUAUGUGCCGGUAAUCACUUGCUACCUAGAGCAUGUCUUGUUACAUGCAGUCGAAUGUAUGGGUCCUACAGUAUUGGAGACGCACCAUCACAAUUGGAUAAAUAUCAACAUCAAAUCAAAUCACAUUUUGUCAAUUUAAUGGGUUCUCUCGUUCUUGUGUCUAAAUAUUCUGGCCAACAUGCUAUUGAAGACCCACCUAAAAGUUGGGACAAAGCGUUUCAUGUUUUUCACUUUGGCGAAGGUACAAUCGACUAUGUACAAGAUGAACCAGGAUUAUGUGAAUCCGAAAAACUAGAAUUAACCGAAGAUAACGUAACUGCACUAAAUACCUGGCCUAAGUGGGAAUUACAUGUACUUGUUAAUAGACUAUGCCAACUUAAUUAUGGUCCAUGGGCUGAUCGUCAAAGAGAUAUCAUCUGGCGAUUUUUCUUUCCAUCAUCAUAUCAAGUCACUAAACCCAGUGAACCAGUUACUGUAGGACAACGUAGGGUUGCGAAGAAAUUUGUUUUUGAAUUGAAAACAUCCGCUAAUAUCAACCUUGAUCUUUAUUUCAUGAGACAUGAUGUUGUUGAAUCUAUGAGACUGUCAGGAUCUCCGAAUUCAAUUAUAAAACUGAGUAUACCAUGGUUAGUCAACCAGAAUGGUUUUGUAACUACUCUGAAAGUCAACCUAAUUAAGUCCAGUCUGAUCCUUGAGCAUUUAUGGCGUAAUAUAUUAACUAACGAUCAGUACGUAAACCUUGAUAUAAAAAUGUACUAUCCGAGAGAAUGGAAUAUGCAACACUUAUGGGAUAUUGGGUUAGACACUCGUGAUACACAAUUAACUGUAUUGUUUGAUUAUAAACAUUACUUUAAAGGUCUUAUAGAUGAUUGGUGUCGUGGUUCUCAUCCGGAUUUACUUAGUUUUAUCCCGUGCACUUAUAAAUUUCACAUUAAAUCAAACAAUCUAGAUUUUAUUUUAUUAGCCAAUGAUUACAAUUGGAUAUCAAAAUAUGGUGAAAAUGCUUAUCUUGGAUUUCAUGCGAAAAAGCUUAUGGUUACUUUUGAUCUACCAUUCAUAGACUUUUUACCAACUACAGUACCAAUCAAUUACAAUAUUGAAUGUUCUUCAGUGUCACUUCGAAUAUCCCUACCAGAGUCUAGUACUCUGUAUUAUAUAAUACAAGAAGUUCAUAAUCGUAUGAAAUUUGUUAAUGGUCGUGGUCAAAUUCAAAAAUCUUCAUCAUUUCAUUCUAGUAUUCAAGAAAUGACAUUUCAUGAAAAAGUUUCGAAAACAAUUAAUUGCCAAUGGUUCGACUGCGGCUGGACACCUCGUUUACGUCUUAGAAUAGCCUACAUUUAUCACCCAUCACCGUGGGUAUCUGAAUAUUGGCGUUUUGUCCCUUCGGAACACAGACCGGUAGUGUCUUCAGCUAAAUUAUCAUAUCAAAGUGGUCGUAAGCCUAGUGCAUUCAAACGUACAACUGCUUUAAAUUGUCAGAAUGUAGAAACGAGUCAAUCAGACUUGGAGGAAAUAGCACUUAGUAAACUCCGACCGGAAGGUAGCCAUACACAAGGUCCUACUGAAAAUGAUAUACUACAGAGUAAAUGUGACAUAUUUGCAUGUUUUGAACCAGAUACAGUUGAUAUACAUUUGCAUGUUCCUUCUGCACAACUACUCUUCUACGGUGCAGUACUACGACAUUUUAUUCAUAUAAAAGAAAAUUACUUUGGAAUUUAUCAGACACCUGUAAGUUUUGAUCGUGAACCUCUUCGACCGGAUGAAAGCUUUUCCCUCACUGAUGAUGAUUUAAUCCGAUUGAAAUCUCAAACUAAUCAUAGUUCCGGGGAUGGUCAUACUGAUCUAAGCAAAAUCGAUAAGCUUCCAGAGAAACGCAUCAUUGAUCCAAGGGAUUUUCGUCCCCUAUCUGUACGAGUAUCACUGGAAUUUCAUAAUAUUCAAGUUCAUCUGCCCAUGCAUGGUUCAUCUGAUGAAUCGCCUUGUCCAACAGCUUUUCUAGAUUGUAUUGGAUUUGAAAUGGACAAACGUUGGCAUGAGACAAAGCUUCAAUUGCUUUUUUCACCAAUUUUAGUAUGCUUCUAUGAUCAAAAUAAGGACUUUCGGUCAAAAUCGAACUCAAAUGUAUCUUCAAGUCGUAUUCAACUUGUCGGUUUACAAUUACGUGGUCAAGGAAUGUUUAGUCAUGUUAAUUUACCCCUUCGUGCAGAAUCAUUGGAAUACGCUUGGUUAUUAGAACUGACGGUUGGUCAACUUACCGGCCAAUUAUCCGCUCCUAAACUAUCAUGCUUAGUACAAUGUUUGAAGGAAUUCACUUUUUCUGCAGUCGAUUCAGAAAAUCAAUUAAUCUCUUCAAGAGCAUUCGAACUUUGUCAACAUGGUCGUCCACAGCAACUAUGUCCAUUUUGGCAUAAAAUUUGCUCUAACACUUUAUGCCCUAGUGAUAUUCAACUGAAAUAUCGAAUGUUACGUCUCACUAUUGACGGUAUUGAUUUGAGCAUUGUAGAGAGCCGAAACUGUCUAAGCAUCCAAUGUGAUCCGAUUCGUUUGGUUCAUUGUAAUAUGCAUGGUGCUACCCAUUGUGAUGGGAUGUUUGUAUUAAUUCCUGAUAUUAGAUUAAUACAAUUAGUUGCACCGAUGGCUCCUGAAAUCAAAAACCAACUUAAUUUAGACAAUCAAGCUAAAAGUACUAAACAAGUGGAAAAUUCGGUUUUAUGGUUUGAAGCUGGUUCAUUUUCUCUUGGUCCAGUUCACAUUAAUCUUUCCAGGACACCAGAAAAACGUAAUCAUCUCAAUUGGCAAUUGGAUUUUCUUAAACGUCAUGAUUUAACAACUAAACGUUUAUCAUUUCUUUGGUCAGAUACUAAUGAUGUUAUCAGUGGGACACUUCGUAAUUCCAGUUUAAGUUCACGUCAUACCACAAAAUCAUCGAAUGCAUUUUCUACUACAGAAAACAGAUUUUUGAUUAGAAAGGGCAUACCCGGUUAUAUUGCUCCAGAUAUAAUACCCAAUUGUGGAUGCUAUGGUCAAUGUUCAUUUUUUGGACAAAACGAAAGUGGACGAAUUUUGUUUCAUGAAUUAUCAUCUGGUGACUUUCGACAACGUGCUAUAUUUCCAUCUAGAGCUGAUUAUAAACCUAAUUUAUUAACACCAUCAGAUAAUAAUAAUAAUAAUAAUAAUAAUAAUAAUAAUAAUGAAAAUCAACCAGCUUUUGGUGUUAAUCAACAGAUACCUGCAUCCAAAGUUUUUGACUCCAACUCAAAAAGCUUAGGUUUCGGUGAAAGUCUUUUACUUCCUAACUGUCUGUUACAUGAAUUACAUUCUCCUGAUGACUGUGUGGAGAAAUAUAACGGUUUACUGCUUAUGCGAGAGGAAAUUGUUUCAGCUCUUCUUGAGGCCAGUAUUCAGAAAGGUAUGGAUUGGUAUUUACUGCAUUUUUGUGAAGAACACUAUCAAUCUGAUACAGAUUCAACCAGAAGUUCCAAUAGUUUAGGAACGUAUGCAUCUUUUAAUCAGAGUAGUAGUAAUUUGGAACAGCUUAUUGAACACGAUUCUGAUACUUCUGAUGUCGAUUUAUUUUUGAAAAAUUCCAAAGAUCAUCCAUUAAAAGAUUUACUUACUUGUGGUUCAAUGGAUAAAAUGAGAUAUUCAACGAAUAGAACAAAGACAAAAGAUUCAAGGAUGGAACUCAAUGCAUCUCAACAGACUAAACAUUCAUCUCUAUCUGAUCUUUUAUUAGCGACAGUUAAUGACAAUUUAGAAGGUAAUCGAGCAAAUGAAGUUAAGAAAUUACGUGAAGAAAUAUCAUCAUUGCACUCAACCACAAAUAUUAAAAAUGAAAUAAAAAAGUCAAGUUAUCUACCAUCAAAUUUAUCAUUGAAUACUCCUAUUGAACUGCCUCCACAUUCGGGCACUUCAUAUGACAGUUUGUCAAAUAAUAGUUUAAUUCAUCCAAUUCAUAGUAAUAACAACAAUACUGAGACACAGUCACACAUGGAAAAUAUUCAUAUUGGUUCAUCAUCGUCAUCACAUUGUAAGUCACCCCCAACUCCACCUCCUCGAAAAUUUAUCAGAGAUCAGCAUUAUAUUAAAGAAAAAAGACGGAAUGAAUCACACAACAUGGAGGUUUCUACUCAUGAAAAAAGCAUAAAUAUCGAAUCUAAAGACUUAGAUGAGAACAGAAAAGAGUUUGAUGAUGCUUUUGAAAAUCUUGUCGAUCUCCGGACUCAAUUAAAUAGACCAAUAAGCGAGAGUGGUCUCCUACGUCCAGCUUACGGUCGACAUUUAAGCUCAUUUAAAUGUGUAGCUGGUUUAAUCUGCCCAAUAAGUCUCCGAAAUCGUUGGCAUAUUUGUAAACAUAUAUACCCUGGGAACACCUGCCUACAUUCGCUAGAUAAUCUGUUAAGAGUUGAUAAAAAUGCAUGCUCAAGUCAUUCAAAAUCCUCACCUCAUCAGAAUGUAACAGUUUUCGAUCUUCUCCGUCAAUGUCAACCUAAAAUUGCUAUUGCUCCACGUUUUCAGAUUCGGCAUACCGGUUUCUCAUCCCAGUCCAUUACUAUUCGUUCAGACUCAACUCCAUCACAUCCUGCUAUUCCUCCUUCGAAUCCUCCAGAUUUGACACAGAAAGAAUCAAAUUAUAAUGCUGAUUCUGGAACUACUACUGUGAAAUCGAAAGCCAUUGUUUGGCUUAAAGGUCCAAUUAACUUACUUCUUACUCCACUUUUGACGGAAUCACUUGAAAGAUAUAUAAAAAUACUUAUGCCAAUUGCAAAAACUACCUCACCCUCAUCAAUUGUGGAUUCAAUGCACUAUAGGUGCGUAAAAUCGGUGGAGCAUCAAGUCAAACCUUUGCUCAAUUCCACUCAUAAUAUAAUACCAAAAAAUCAAAAUUCUUCUGCUCAAAAAGUAAAACCAAACCAUUCAUCACUUUCUGUUUUUGGUGAUAAGUUAUCAACUAUUGCUGCUCCUGUAGAAGAACGCCAGUCAAUAUUACAUAAUCUUCUUGGUUCACGUUCUGCUCAAGAUGCAAUGCCUAGUAAUGUAUCUCAUCAGACUAUUACUUCUAAAUCUUUCAGAAUUCGAAGGAUAUCGGCAGAUUACGAGUUAAUGUCAAAUUGUCAAGAUACUAUUAAAUUUAAAAAGAAUACCUCAAAUACAUCUAAACCAUUGUGUUUAGUUUCUGAAUUAUCAGAUCACCAAUUACAAAAUGAUGAUAAUUCUACUUCGCCAUUGAAUAAUUCAUCAUUCAUUUCAAUUUUAUCAAGUAAAGUAGCUUCAUUAUCAGUGGAACGAAUUCAUAUUUCAUUUUUACAACUUUAUGCUGUUGAAGAUCUAGUUCAUUUAGACAGUUUAAAAUCUGGUCUACAUGAUUUAACAUGUGUAUCUUUGAUGACAUUCUGUAUUGAUUCAUUUUCUUUUGAACUAAUGGCAUCAUAUAAACGACAAUCAUUAAGUGAUAAAUCUGUUAAUGCUCAUUUACCGGAUAAACAUAACAGCAUAUCUACACCUGAUUCAAAUAUUAGUAAUCGACCUGUUGUAGCAUCAUCAACAGCUGAUUCAAUUCAUCUCACUGUUAAACCACCAAGUACCAGUAACGUACAGAAUACCACCAAGUUCCAAAAAGAUAAUAUUUCAAUGAAAAAUAUUUCAUCCAGUGUUCAUGAUAUGUUUCAAACUUAUUCUGACCUAUCAGAACGAUACAACAUUAUUUAUAAGGACAACAGUAAUAAUAAAAAUACUAAUGAAGAAGAAAAUAAUUCAUUCCCUGUUAGAAAACAACAUAAGAGACAACCAUCUGCUCCGCCUGUUCUAUAUAAUUCGCCUGACUUAAGUCAUACUUAUGAUACAUUUACUCAAUCCUCUGAACCGAUCAAUAUUAUGCAAAAAUCAAACGAAUGGCACGAUACUCUUUUGGAUGAUCUGAAAGGUAGUGAAUAUCAAUGUCAAAGAAAAUCAGAACAUGUAGACGAAAAUAGAUCCAUGAAACUGGUUGACAGUCAUAAGUUUAAUAAUAUUAAAUCACCUAGUAUGGAAUAUAUUUCUUCGUUGUCGGGUUCGAAGCCCAAUCAAAAAGUUGGUGAUGCCAUCAAUUUAAGUUAUAUGAAGCCACCUGUGAACCAGCCGAAUUUUGUUAUCAGUAAUUCACUGGAUAGUGAACAUUUAGGAAGUGAAUUAGUUUGUCAAGUAACAGUACAAAGAAUUCAUGGACAAUUACGUCGUCUUACACGUCACAGUCAGUUCAAUGCAGAUGUUUUACUAACAGCAAUACCUUUUGAAUCCUCUAGAGCAUUCUUUCGUUUCACAUCGGAUCCAUGUAAUUCCAAUCUUAGUUCUACAGGUGAAUCUUCAUGUCCAUCCAAAUAUUUUGAAGAACAAAGUUUCGGUUGGAUUAUGUUUGAGUGUGGCUUACAAGGUUUAGCAUUUUCCUGGGUUCAGCGUAGUGGAUUCCCUGACCCAGUAUCAGUCGAACAGGUUACAAAAACCACAUCUACCGACCAACAACCGAAAUACACUUGUAAUGAGACUGCUCCUUCUGGACAUAAUACUUCUCAAGCUCAGGCUGGUAAUUCGCCGAAUGAUAAAAAAGUGAAUUAUGUCAACGGUUUGUCAUCAAAAUUAGUUGUUAAUACAGUAUGGCUUAAUUUUGCUGCACCGAAGCGUUUACCUAAUAAAAGAAGAAUAGAACUUAUCAGAUCUGAUUGGAAUUUACUGAGCACUGCUGCUCCGACUAUUCGUGCAUGGAUAGAUCCUUGUAAUCGUUUAAUUGAUGUUUGUAAACAGUUUCGAUCAAAUUCAGAACGCCGUCUUUUAUCUGUUAUUUCCUGUCUUAUGACUGAAGUUGUUAAUCCAAGAUCAGAGGUUCUGAAUACAAUGAAUAAUAAUAAUAAACGAUAUUCAUAUCCAAUCAGAAAUAAAGUCCAAUUAGUUAUGAAAAAUGAUGAUUUAGGGGGAUAUGCUCUACAUCGUACAGAAACUGCUCAUGUAUUACGCUUUGAUCCUAGUUGUCAGUUAUUAAUUGUCUUGCGGCGUUAUCUACUAACAAUGAGUGAUUAUUAUGGAAUAACAAGAGCUGACGAACUUUUAGCUGAAAUGCUUAAAGAUUCUGUUGUUCCCGAAAAUGAACUCCUUCAUCGUGGAAUUCUCUCAUUAACACGAGAAUGGCGUUUCUUAGUUGAUUCUCUUGCCGUAAGUGUAUCAGAUUUGAGAGCUUUACGAGAGUUUGCAACACCCUCAAUUCCUUUGUGCACUAAUUAUGCAGUUGAUGUUCGUCAGAAUAACUUUGAUGAAUCUUCAUUUAUUAUCCGUAAAGCUGGUUCAAUGUUUAGUACUUCUAAUGAUUGUCAGAUUAAAGAUAAUGACUCACUUCAGCAAACUGGAACUGGAAAACCACUUAUAACAAAUCCAAAAACUGGAAAUUAUCUUACAACUCCUAGUCCUGCAGUUACAUCUCGCCUAUUGAAAAUGGUUGUUGGUUCGUUGUCUCCAACAUCUCCUCGUCCUACUAGAGCAGGGUUAACAAAUAUUGAAGAUGGAUUGAAACCAACUGCAAAUAUUAACUCAAAUAUAGGGUUUUGUAGAAAACAAUCAGAUGAUAAUAUUCAUUACUUAACUGAUAAACCUAUCAAUGGUAAUAUACAAGGAACAAAUCUAAUAAAUGAUGAUAUCUACGAUCCAACAGAUGAAGUGUAUUGGGAUGCAACUGAUCAAUUAAGUGAUUGCAAUAAUGAUACUGGUGAUCCUUUAAUUCAUAAUCCAAUUAUGAAGCGUUUUCUUCAAGAUGCCAGAGCAAAUAUCAUGGAACACUCUUUAACGUCUAAGGUUACUUCCUCAAUCCCACAGUCUUCAGCAAAUAUCACUGACUCCAAUCAAAAUAAUACUGUUGACGCAUCGUUCGCACAUAGAUUAUCUUCCGUAAGUGGUAUAGAUUUACAAGUUUGUGAAAAUGAUCACUUUACAACAGCAGUAUCCACCGAUAACAGUUCUAAAACUUCAUCAAAAAAACCAAUAAAGUGUACAAAAGAAAAACAGAUUUUGAAUACCUCAAACUUUGAUCACUUGUGUACUACAGGUUAUAAAAUUACAACAGCUGAUUUCGAACAAGCCGCUCAUUUGAAUGCUCAAUAUCGUUAUAUGGCUUAUAUACAAAGCCUUUUCUCACCAUUGCUAGAAUCAGUCGGACUAAGCAUAAAGGGUAUUCGUCGCACAACCUUAAUGAAGAAAUUUGAUGGUUUUCUCUCCAUUGAUGGUCUUCUACAAACAUUUCAAAUCGAAAUUGUUUCGUCCGCUCGUAAUCCCAUUUUUCAUUCUUUACCGAAGCAUCCUGUAUCUGAGCAGAAAAAUGAUCCUAACAACCCUCGACUAACUAAUCGCUCAUUUACUCAGCAAACAUCUUUCCAAAGACAAUCAGCGUUUUUAUGUUGUAAUUUUGCAUCACAUUUGAUAUUACGCGAUAUUGUUGACUACAGUGGUGCCUCAUUUACAUCUCAUAAACAAAAAACGAAUCAUUUGAGUCAAAUGCAAACCACUACUAAAAUGGAUAUCAUUUUACAUAUUGAUUUUAUUCGACAACAUGUCAAUUUAUCCUUGUUACGCCUUGUUCAUCAAUUUGUCACAAUGAUUUAUUGUGCUAGAGAUACAUGUAAAUAUAUGUCACGUGAUGAUCAAUCAGUUAAUCCAGUUAUCAUAACACCAACAGUGGUAUGGUCACAGAAACAUGAUUCUAAAGGUUCAUCAGAUGAUACCGAUGGAACGUUUCGAUCGCGCUCUUCCGCUUAUGUCCGUUUUGGUGGUGAAGACUCUAUUGAUAGUGGACGAUCGAAUAAUCUAAGCGAAGCUUCAAAGAGUAAAAAUAAAUAUGAGAGGUUCAGCAACAAUGAAGAACCAUUCCCUUCUUUUACUUUUGAACAUGAUCGUUCUUCUGGGGAGAAUACAUCUAAUUCUAGUACGGAUAAAGAUUUGCUGAUUAUUACUAAUCCAGCUAAUUUACAUGACAUUAUGACUACCACCGCACCGCGAUUUUCACCUAUUCCUACUAGUCGAAUUUCGCAAUCUGAAGAGUCGUCAAUGAAUGCUCCAAGAUCCCCUAGUAAUCUUGGUCCUUCAUGUUGGAGACGAUUAGCGAAUUAUGUUGAGUUAUACUCUACUGUGCCUAAGACAAAGACUGUUAUUCGUAAGCCUAUAUUCACUUCGGUACCAAGUGGAGCUAUGCCUACUAUCACAGAAGAAGAUCGUGACCAUAAUGUUAUAUGUACGUCAGAAUCGUGUAAUGUUAAAAGUGAUCAAUCUGGCAGCUAUCAUUGGCCCCCAAGUACUUUCAAUCUAAAUUCACCUACAAUGAAUAAGGGAAUUCUAUUCGGCAGGAAAACUUUCCCCACUGUAACAUAUCGUGUUUUAAAUGAAGAAACAGAUAGAGAUCAUGAGUUAAUCGGAUCUAAAGAAGUUAACAGUCAAAAUCACAAGUCUUUAUUUACAAAUCCAUGGAAUCCUAGUAUACAAGCAUUUUUAUCUCGCCCCUCUGCUGUUGUCAUUGGCGAUAAAUUUCAGAAUAUUUUCAAAGUUCCAGCAUCUAAUCAUCAAUCAUCAAAAUAUCCUUUUAUUGGUUUGUCUGAUACAUCAUCAAAAAACGAUAAUCAUCUAACUACAACCAAUCAUGGUUUAGAACAGUUUACUUAUCCAUGGGUUUGGGGUGAACGUGUACCACUUGUUGUAUUUGUUACAGCGAAAAUACGUCAAAUGGCUGUCAGUGCUGUGCUCAGUGAACUUAACUUGAAUGCAGGUGUUAGAAAUGUUCAUGGUUCAUUUACACUUACUAAACAAACACGGGGGCAUGGCAGUUUCUCGGAAAAAUUCUUAACACACAGUUCGAAUUUACACUAUAGUGAUAGUAAUAUUCAAUUAACUGAAAAGUCACCAUCAAAAAUUCAGGAAGUUGUAUGUGUAAAAGCUGGACGUUCGCAUGUCAUGCUAUCAUGUAGUCGAAAUUUACAAUCAGAAAAAAAUGCUUGUGUUAUAAGCCUUGGAAGAAUAAUGGUCACUUUACCACAUCAUCCUGUACGAUUACAUAGUGUUGUACAACGUCAAGCUAAACGUAUCUCUUCUACUGUUUAUGAACUUUUAAGAAAUCCAAAUACUGGUUAUGCACAAAUUCAUUCUUGGCGUUCGUCUGGAUCUCGUAUGACAACAACUCCAACAACAUGUAGUACAACUACUACUGCUACAACAGCAAGUGAUCCAUCAAAUUAUUUCCGAUCAUCAAUAUCAUCAUAUCAACCAUUGACAACAAUGGAACCUGGACAAAUUUUACUGAAUGCAAAAACUCCUAACAAAAUUAAUCCAUCAUCACCACCGUUGUCAUUUAAUCUCUUAGCUGUUUCACAGGGUUUUACUGUUAAUGUAGCAUUACAUUCUACAUUGAAAGCUGUUUAUCAUAUUGAUCCUGUAUAUGUCACUGGUCAGGUUGGAUCACGUAGCUAUGUGGAUAUCAGUAUAUCAGAUCAUUCACUUAGUCUAAAGUCUAUGCGCCCCCCAGCUAACUUUCCAACAUCAAUCUCAUUACCUUUUCCUCGUAUUUUGGCUUCGAUUGUUCAACGUGUUUCAUCAGGCGGUCGUUAUGCUCGUAGUCAACGAAAAGAGCCUAUGCUCACAUAUGGUUUAGAAGCGGAACAAGGCCUAUACUUGGACAUUCAAAUACAAAUUGAUACAUUAGAGCAAAAUUUAACUACUGACAUGUUAAACUACAUUAUGGUUGUUGUAAAGUUAUUCAUGAAGGAAAUAAAUGAGGUUAUACAGAAAAUGGCUGGUGAAGAACGACCUCGUCUGCGCAAACCGCUUUCAAGAUUUACAUGUAAUCAGAUGAGUCAAGCAGAAGAUUUUACACAUUCAAGUACAUCCAAUACUCAAAAUAUCCCAACUGGUGAUUGGCUUUUAUCACGUGCUGCACGUGGAAGAGCUAAAUUUACAAUCAAAAUACGAAUGAAAGAAAUUCAACUGUUAGCAUCUACAAAAAAUGGUGCAAUUAAACUCGAGGCUAGAAAAAUUGAAGUUGAAUUGACCAAUCGUGUAUCACAAACACAUUUAUUGAAUCAUCAGAAUGUAUCGACAUUUUAUUCAUCCAACAAUAAACCAAAUGAUUUAUCUCAAAAAAGACCAUCAAAUUUAAAUAUUCGUCCUAAUACUACAUCUAGUUAUUUCUUUGAAUCUGGAAGGAAAUCUUCGAUAGGAUUAAAUAGUAGUCAUAAUUCUCUUUUCAUAUAUGCUACUAUAGCCAAUAUUGGUUUAGAUCUAGGCUAUUUUGAUCAGGAUACAUUCCAUGCACUUAGUCCUGAUUUCCAAAAUGUUGCGUUUUUCCGUACGUCAAUCGCUUUACGUUCUUUACUGGCCGAUGAAAAAUUUUCACCAAAUCAAAGUGUAGAAUUGUCUACUUCUAACAGUAGAAGUCAUGGUGAACAAGAUGCAUUUCUUAUUUCUUUAAACCGACCCAUUGUUUGGCUUAAACCUUUCACACUUGAUCGUGGUAUAAUGAUGUGGAUGGUGUACAAAGAUGAAUUUGCUAAAUGGAAUGAACACAUAGAACAUUUAGCAUCUAUGAUGCCUCCUGAAGACGUCACAGAAUCAAUUCCAGUUCGUUCAAAUUUUAUUCAUAGUGUACAUUAUCCUACUGGAUAUUCACCAAAAGAUCAUUCUCAAUAUAUAUCCAUAUCUUCUGCUCCACCACAUUCAUCUGUUCAUCCAUCUGCAACAAGUGUGAAUGAAAUACCGGAUGUCUCAAUCGAAGCUAAUCUGUCGAAUAAUAAUGCUAACAAUAAUAAUAAAACAUCGUCAACCUUAUUCCUUCAACUUAGCAUUGAAGAUCUUGGUGUUUGUUUGCCUAUUCAUAUGGUCAAGUUACCGUCACAAAGUUUGAAGUCAGAUUCACGAACCGCCUUAGUUUUAACACUGGAUAAAAGUCGUAUUUCUGCAUGUUAUCAAGAUUCUCUUGUUAGCCAAGGAGAAUUUACUAAUUUCUGUUUACGUUUCGACGAUGAAUUUAAUGUUGGUUCAGAUGAUUGGAAACCAGACAAAAAACGAUCAACAAUCGAUGUGAAAGGAAAACGUUACGUUGUCAUAUUGAAUGCGUGUGUUGUUCCUAGUGGAACAUUUAAUGUGUGCUGGAGAGAUCUAGAAAAACGUGGGCAGUGGCAUAUAGCCAUUAACUGGCAGAUGCGUGGUCUAGAUUUUCACCUGGAUGAUAAUAUUGGUCGACGUUUAAAGGCGUUGUUUACCAUCCUUACAAGAAUGACGGGUUAUAAUGACGCAGCGCCCUUAUUACCAACCUCUGGUGAAGAAGAAGAGGGAGAUGAAGAACGUCAGUCACGUGACAUGGUAAAUGCACAUGAAAACCAAGUGAUUCUGUCGAGCGAAAAUGAACACCAAACACUCCCAUGCUCUAUGGAAAAGCGUUCAUCUAUAGUGUCUGCUGUUUCGACCAAAAAGCUCACUAGAGAUGUGGACAUUGCCUCAUUAGAUCGUUAUCGAUAUUUAGUAAUGCCUAAAGAGUCUAAUGUGAAAAAUCCUAUGGAUCAUUCACAAUUUGGAAGUAUGGAAUUUCAUAAGCAUAAAUUAGAUUUAUCAGAUUUGCAAGCUUUUAAACGUCAAAAAUGGAAUACACUUCGAAAGAAAAAAACUGGACAUGGGACUAGAGGUUUAACAUUACGCACACAUAAUUCGUUACACGCUGAUCACUACACAAAUGAAUACAACUUUGUUAACACACAACCUAUUGGUUCUCAAUCCAUACCAACUGAUAGAAAAUCAACCAAAACAUGUUUACGCCCAUCUUCUUCAGUUACAGAAGAUUUUCUUCCAAUUCGAACUCAAGGUGGAGAUCAUACAAAAAUGACUCAAGAACCUAUUGUUGUACGACGUCGAAGAUUCAGUAACGAACCCGGUGCAUCUUCUAGUCAUAUCGCCAAGAUCGAUUCGGUUUAUUUUGAUGCAGAGGAUACUAGUUCCAAUGUGCCUUUCUCAAAGAAUAUUUUAGCUAAUAAUAACAUGACGAACAGCAUCAAUACAAAGUCGGAUUUAAAUAAUCGACAGUCUAACAGUCGAAUUUCCGACGAAUGCAGUGAUGAUUGGGGUGAUCCAUGUGGUAGUCUGGAUGUUGAUGACGACCUGUAUCAUGAUGCUGAUGAAUUGAAUAAUAUCGAAAGUGAUAAUACAGAUUUACUAUACACAUCACAUACGAUGCAAACUGGUGAAACUAAUGUAGAUCAUACGAGGUCGUCUACUAUUAGACCACCAACACCUCCACCACGUCAAAUGCACAUUCUUCAUGAUGAAAAAAACCUUGAGUUUCAUCCUUCUAUGGAACAGGUUUUAGAUAAAGAGAAAAAUUCUACUAAACCUAUAAAUACUCAAGAAGAAGAACCAAAGCUUCAGUUAGAAUUAGAUCUUCAAAUUCAUAUUGAUUCUGGUUGUUGUGUUCUUCAUCCUCGGCUUCCUUCAAAAUUUAUGCCUGAUGAUAAUAGUGGUAAACAUGUAUCAACCUCUGUCUUUCAUACAGGAAUAGGAAUAAAUCCAUUCAAUAUUUCAAAUACUAUGAAAGUCGUAUCUCCAGAAACUCAUAGUCAAACUCCUUGUGCAUUUUCACCAACUCACAUUGAAUCUGGUUAUAGGUUGUCUUACAGUGAUUUACUUCCUGGAUAUUUGGAGCGUUAUAGGCAUCAACUGUUACAAGAUUUUCAAAUAGUCCCUAAUGAUAUCAGUAUAUUUUAUUUGCCUGCUGUGGACGUUAGUCUUCAUUAUAAUUCUAUGACUGAAUUAGACUUUCUGCCCGGAUGCAAUACAGUUAUACCUGGUUCAUAUAGUGACCCUCCUGUUAACUCAAAAUUGUUCUCUCCAAAUGUUCUUUCAUCAAAAUCAACUACUCAGUCUAGAACUGGACAAAAUACAGGGAAUAAAGACGAUUCUAUUCCUCGAAGUAUAAGAAAACAAGCUGAUUUAUAUAUUUCCUGUUUCUUACAAAAAUUACCAAAUGAAUUAAUUGUUCAGCCGGCAUUACUUGAUUUUCUCGAACAAGCUAUCGAAAAUUUGCCACUUAUAUCUGACUGGAAUUCAGAAGUUGAUUCCGUUUCAUCCGAUUCUGGUAAUGAAAUAUUCUUCGAAAAAUUCCCUGUACACGCUAUUGUUCAUCUUCAUAUUCAACCGUUUACCAUACGAUUUCUUUGUUUGCCAACUUCCCGAAUGCAAUGCUUAAUGGUUUUACCAUUUUUGGACGCUGUCUUUUCAACUAAACGUGAUGAUCCUGACUCAGUUAUAAAUAGAACUGAAUAUAGUGUACCACGUAAAUUAUCCGAUCUUACUUCACUUCAAUCUGAUAAUCAGUUGGAUAAUACAAGUGUAACAUUGAAACAGAAACCAGUAGUUGGUGAUGUAGUUUCAGCUGGUGGACUUUCUAUUACUGCCAUCUUAAAAGAGUUUCGCAUAUCAAUAUUUCAUCCUUAUGGUGAAUCAUCUUCCAUAAGAUCAGGAAGCAGUUCAUGGGGAGAUGCUAGACCAUGUGAUUCUCUUACAAUACUCGUGAAAGAUAUACAAUGUCAUCUUUCACGCACAGUAGAAGCAAAAGUUGUGCAAGUGAAUCCGAAUACAACUGUAAAUGAGUCUAAUUCUAUUAGUGUACCACCAGAAUCUAACAAAAAGCCUUUCAGUUCAACAAUUCAUAGUGCUAGAGAAACAAUGGUCUAUGUACAAUCGGUUGAUAAUUUUGGAUUACAUCGAAAUUUAUGUAUUUCAGGUAUUUUUGAUAUUGGUAUAGCUGAAUUCACUUGUGAUACUCGUCGAACAUUAGAAAUUUUAGAUAUUUAUAAUUCAUGGUAUCGUAGUAGUCUGGCUCGUCGUUUAUUUCUAGGCAAUGAUGAAUUAAUUGAAACAGUUAAUAUCACCACUCAGUCUUAUGAUCAAGAUGAAACAAUGAAAGCCACCAAGACACAAAAUGAACAAUCAGAUACAAAGUUGGGAAGUACAUUAUCCAAUGAUAAUUUAGAUACAAAACAGGAAACUUCAGGAAGUUUAGAAAUGCCUCUACAAAGUGGAUUGAUAAACCUUAGUACAGAAACCGAACAACCAUUAGAUAAGAAUAAAAAAAAUUUAACAUCAAAAACAACCUUCUUGAGAGAAAAUCUGAGUCAUAAAAAGUCAGAUGCAACACGUGCUACAACGAUCGGUCCAUGCAUAUCAACAAAUGAUAAAAGUGGUGAGGAGCCUAAAGCGCCUACAGUUAGUACAUCACCAGAUCCAACGUCAAAAUUAACUACACUUGUAGGUGAACGUGGAGCUAGUGGAAGUCGUAAUACUAGUUUACGAGUAGCUUCAUGGAAUGCAUUAACUAUUUUCUGCGUACACUUGAAAAAAUUUGAUUUAAAUUUAUACAUGGGUAGCGCUAUGGGUUUAACACGACUUGUUGUAGACCAGUCAUUUUGCGAAGGUCACAUCUCUGUGAAUUCAUCAGGCCGUAAAAACACUUUAUUAACUGCUGGCUUGGCCAAUAGUCAAUUUAUUAGUGAAGGUGGUGGAGUAGGCGGUGAAUUUGGCCUAGUUGAUCUGGCGACUCAACUUCGUAUAGACAAUGAUCCUUCACACGAUCCUCAACAUUGUUUGGCAGCAAAGGUUGGUGGUUUUCAAAUACGUAUAGAAUAUAUGAACACAAAUAUUCUAUUAUUCAGAGUAAACUCUCUAGACCUAACACUUUAUGAUGAAUGGUGUUUAAAAGAUGUCAUUCAACAAUUGUUGAAUUCAACUAAGCAUUCUAAAUUAAACACUUCCACAAAACAAGAUCAAUAUUCGUCUUUAACGAUCAACAGUGAAACAAAUGAUGUUCUUGGCUCAUUACCGGUAUUUAUUCGAAUUGUUGGGGAAAUUAAUUGGGAUCAAGCGCAGGCAGCAAUUGUUCGUAGCACUACUCCAGAUCUUAUAAGAUCUAUUCAUAAAGUUCGUGAUUAUUUUCAAGAACAAGUUCGAGAAGGUCGUUUAUCAUUGAUUGGACAAGUUGGUCGUUUUGGUAUGUUUUCAAUGAGUGCUGGACAACGCCGUUCUUCAAAUCAUAAAGGAAGUAUUUGUUCAUCACGUUUAUGUAAAGAUAAAUCUGUUAAUAUUGCUGAUCAAGAAAUUGAUCAGCUUUUGCAACGUCAUUGGCAAAAAAUAAUGUAUCAGGCCCUCAGAUUACUUUUACAAGAACGGUUAAAAGUUUCUAGUAUGAAAGGGAAAUCAUCGUCUAUUGGAACACAAUCUUAUUUAUACAACAAUCCAGUGCUUAGUGGUUCAUUUCAAUUAUCAGGAAAUUCAUUGGGAAUGGCUUGUUUUGCUGGUAGUUUCCGAUCAGCGCCUGACUGGGCUGUAUUCAAUAUCCAACAUCCAACAGUCAGCUUUGAAACUGAGGCUCAACGAGAAAUUCCUAUAUCGAGUGAAGAAAUAAUUGUUGAUGGAAGUGAACGGGAUGGAUGGAUAAAUGUACGACAAGUUUUAAGUUUUGAGUUAGGCUCACCCCCAGAAUUUCAACCUCAAAUGGCCUAUGUCCUUCGUGUUAGACGCGGAAAAUCACAGAAUUUACGGGAUUUACCAUUGGCAACUAUUGAAGAGUGGUUUGAAUUUUGUUUUCGUGGUGCAGAUAAUACAGUUAUCAACUUCGUUCGACAUAGUAAUCCAUCAGGUCUCAAUUCUAUAAUAAAAUUGGCACAAUUCCCAAUAUGUUUUACACGUAUUAGUAGCCAAGACACGUCGUUGCCUGUAUUUAAUGUACUGAAUUCUUCAAAACCCUCACGUGAUAUGCUUGUUCCGGUCAAUGAAGAUGAUGGUAACUCCGCAGAUCCCGGUGAUACUAAUCGUCCUACUAAUAAAACCAGUGAAACAUCAACUAUCAACAAAGUUAUAUCAAAAGAAGAACGACCUAGUGUAUCUGUUCGUUCCAAUCCACUAAAGCCACCAAAUGAAGGUGAAUUAUUGUUUAUUCUACCUUCUCUUGCCUUACGUAUCACUACUGAUCAACGUCAAACAAUGUCUCAACCUACUUUAACCAGUCUUCCAGUUGUUAUAUCGGGAUUUUCAGCUAGUCAGGAAUCUACUCUUGACAAUAAUGUCACGUCUAAAGAUGCAGACCAGAAAAAAUCACCGGGACGAUUUUCUAAAGGCCAAUCUUUACUACGAACCAAGCCAUUUUCUAAGAAAGACAAUUCAGGAGAAUUAAUCAUGACCUGUUCCAAUUCUGCACCAUCCGUGAAAGUCAGUUUUCAAACUGACUUUCAUGGGUUCAUUCAACUUGGACUGAUUGAUGUACCUUGGCUGCCAAGUCUUAUAAGUUCAUACUUGGAUGAACGAUUAAAUGACUAUGAACUUUCAAGCGGAGCAAUCUGGAAUGUGGGUGAUACCAGUCAAGGUCUUGUGAGUCAUUCAUCAAUGACAAAUGUUAUAUCUGAAGACGUUAUUGGUCGACUUCGUGCUCUCUCAACAACUAGCUCACCUAUGGUACAAGAUGCUCGUGUUUAUGACAUAAUACACUGGUCAUUAAGUCCCGAAUGUCGUUGGCUUUUAGCCACAAAUAUUGGAGUUCCAGCAUUUGAUCGUCUUUUAGAAAGUAUUGGCUUCCGCAAGGCACGUAUUACUAUACCAAAAUGGCUUCAGAGAGGUGUCAUGGAUCAUUUGGACAAAAUUGCUUCUAUUCUCUUAAGAGGUAGCUUAGAACUAAGUAUGGAUAAAGACAACCAAAUUAAAUGAAAAUGCUAAUUAUGAUGCUAAAAAUGCCACGUGUAGAGUAGUAGUCACUUUUGUAUUAGCGACAAUUAGUUUUCUCUACAAAUCACUUUUUUGGCAUCCCAGUGAACAUUUCCAUUUAUUUGAUUGACACUGGACAAACUGCAGAUUAAGUGAACAACAAAACAUACUUUUUGUGUUUCCUUACAGAUUCAAAUUCAUGCCUAAAACAAACUUUUGUACAAAUAUUUCCUGUAAUAUCCAAAAGAUUUUCUGAUUAAAACUGCUUGGGAUUUUCGUGUUGCUACAGUUGCCAUUUAUUUAUAAUGACAUUAAAACGAUUUGAGUUAUUCUUACCUAUCGUUCUGUCUCGCUUGUUGUGGAUCAUAUAUAUAUCUGUGAACAAUUAGUAGUAACAGCGAUGGAUUAACUGAUCGUGUUAAUUAAAAUAAGUCAAAUUGAUAUGUUAACUAGUAAUUCCCAGAAUAGUUCAAUUUGGAUCAAAUAGAAAUCACUGAGUUAGAGAAGUAUUUGACUCGAUAACUCACAACAUAAAAUCUCGGUAUUUGUGUUGGGAUUUGGCUUUCUUGUUAUUUUAGUAGGAAGUUGGGGAUGUCAAUCGACCAUCCUUCAUAAAGCUGUCAGAGAUGUUCCACUGUUGCCAGGCACUUAAGGUGGACAGGCUUCCUGGGUUUAAGAAAGUAGCAUUGGACCUACUCUGUAAUUAAAGAAGCCUGAAGAAAUGGAGGGCCUCGCUAAAAUGUCCCAGCCAUCACUUGUAUCUAACACUGUGAAACAGGUACAAUAUAAAGUGGUAACUGGUGCUUUCAAAAUAUACAUAGGUCGAAACCUCUAGGUUUUCCAUCUCAUACUCCGGCACAAUCAGAAGGUGUAGAUCAGUAUUCCAACGUCGACACUACCGAACAACACAUGGGCUUGUGCUCAACAAGCUGUCUAAAUUGAUACUUCGAAUUCCUGGGUCGUAACAGUGUCCGACCUAUACUACUG